AAAGAGCUCCACGGCUCACACGCGAGAAGAAAGACUCAGCCGAGACUCAAUUACAAACAGCGGACACUGCCGCAGCCGCGCGCCUGGACUAAGGACAACUCACGGAGAUUUGCCUUUUUUAUUACGAGCAAAAGUUUGUUUGGGACAGCGCUAUUUUUCUGUUCGUUUUGAAUGUGAAUGGUCCCCAUCUGAAAACUUUGUGCCUGGACUGCACAUGGCUUCAAAGGGCUUCUAAGGUGGAAUUAAAGUGGAUCAUGUUGUAAAUGCGCGGACCGUACCAGCUGCUCCUCGCACCAUCUGAAGUUUGGCGUUUUUACGCGCGUCCAUGAGACUCGCCAAAAGCUCCCCUCACUUUGAAAGUUGAAUAAUUCAUGAGAUACAAUUCGCCUGCUCCAAACAAGUGACUGUAAAAGGGAGGGGGGUUAUCCACAAACAUAUUCAUAAGGGUUGACGGAAUGGCCACCGCGGCUUCCAAUCCUUAUCUGCCCAGCAAUAGCAUCUUAUCAUCCGGAUCCAUCGUGCACUCUGACUCGGGAGGAGGGGGCAUGCAGCCGGGCAGCGCUGCGGUUACUUCGGGCUCUGGGGGCUACAGGGGGGACCCCUCAGUCAAGAUGGUGCAGAGUGACUUUAUGCAGGGCGCUAUGGCCGCGAGUAACGGAGGACACAUGCUGAGCCAUGCCCACCAAUGGGUGACUUCUCUGCCGCACGCCGCCGCAGCGGCAGCGGCUGCCGCGGUGGCCGCUGCCGAGGCGGGCUCUCCCUGGUCGUCCAGUCCCGUGGGGAUGACGGGCAGCCCGCAGCAGCAGGACGUGAAGGGCUCCAGCAGAGACGACCUGCACACGGGCACCGCGCUGCACCACAGGCCGCCGCACCUCGCCCCUCACCAGACACACGCCGGGGCGUGGGGCAGCACCACAGCCGCGCACAUUAACUCCAUCUCCGGCGGGCAGCAGCAGCAGCAGUCGCUCAUUUACUCACAGCCGGGGGGCUUCACUGUGAACGGCAUGUUGAGCCCGGGCAGCCAGAGCCUCGUGCACCCGGGCUUAGUGCGCGGGGACACCCCGGACCUGGAGCACGCGCACCAUCAUCACCACCACCACCAGCACGCGCACCACGCGCACCACGGCCACAACAGCCACGAGCCGCACUCGGACGACGACACGCCGACGUCGGACGACCUGGAGCAGUUCGCCAAACAGUUCAAGCAGCGGAGGAUCAAGCUGGGCUUCACGCAGGCGGAUGUAGGGCUCGCGCUGGGCACGCUCUACGGGAACGUAUUCUCUCAGACCACCAUCUGCAGGUUCGAGGCGCUGCAGCUCAGCUUCAAGAACAUGUGCAAGCUCAAGCCUCUGCUGAACAAGUGGCUGGAGGAGGCCGACUCGUCCACGGGCAGCCCCACCAGCAUCGACAAGAUCGCGGCGCAGGGCCGCAAGAGGAAGAAGCGCACGUCCAUCGAGGUGAGCGUCAAAGGGGCUCUGGAGAGCCACUUCCUCAAGUGUCCCAAACCCUCCGCGCAGGAGAUCAGCUCACUGGCCGACAACCUGCAGCUGGAAAAGGAGGUGGUCCGAGUGUGGUUUUGCAACAGGAGGCAGAAGGAGAAGCGGAUGACGCCCCCGGGAGUGGGAGCGCAGACACCGGAGGAUGUGUACUCUCAGGUCGGCAAUGGGCAUUUUUUAGUAGAUUACUUAAAAGAUGCAAGUGAGGCGAGCGACCAGAGGGUGACUACCACAAGUUCAUUCCACCAGGUAAUUUUGGCGCAUUAAGGAACCCCAGUGUUGUGCUUCUUCUCUUCUCCCUGUUCCGAUGAUCCCUCCUCAUGUGUGUGUUUAAACAAAGGAGCAGGCUUUUGUAUUUGUAGAAGGGGUUCGGGACUGUGCGCCCCUGCCCGCAGCGAGUGGACACUGACCGGGGGGAGAGGAAGACAUCCGGACGCUUCCAUGUUUCAGCUCUUUGCUUUUUUCAGAGGAGGACAUGUAGCUCCUGCUUGUCCCUCACACACGCGUUCCCAACAAGGAUUAGCAUUUUGUUUUUGUUUUUUCUGUCCCUGAGCCCCAGAGAGAGGAAAGAGCCAGGACCAACCAGGACUGUCCCGCCUGAUCUCAAAGAUCACCCCCUUUCGCUCUUGUUUUUUGAUAAUUAUUAUUUAAAAGACUUUGACACCGUGAGUGGAAUUUUCCUGCCUUUUUCAACAAAUAGAGCAUAAGACAUUUGAAAAGACUAGCUGCACUUAUUUCUGAAAAUGUGUUGCCAAGUGUGACUGGGUGGGUGCUGUGGAUACACUAUAAUGCUGCCCUUUCUAAGCAGUAUUCUUUGGUAGGUUUUAAUAAACAAAACUGUGUAAAGCCGGCAAUAGAGAACACUAGAUCAGAUUCUGGUCUGAGUUAUAUUUACGUUCUAUUUUUCACCAGAAUGACUUGUUUUAAUAUUUUAUUCGGAAUAUGGUAAUUUAUUUUUUCUCUCUCCCAGGAACUUGUUGUGUA
Molecule: messenger RNA, 2480 nt
Organism: Periophthalmus magnuspinnatus
Lineage: Eukaryota; Metazoa; Chordata; Actinopteri; Gobiiformes; Gobiidae
Gene: pou3f3b
Product: POU class 3 homeobox 3b
Exons: 2
Coding region: 456-1763 (435 amino acids)
Biological process (GO): regulation of transcription by RNA polymerase II; brain development
Cellular component (GO): nucleus
Molecular function (GO): DNA-binding transcription factor activity, RNA polymerase II-specific; RNA polymerase II cis-regulatory region sequence-specific DNA binding
Source: RefSeq, a predicted model, not a curated record